AUGGCCUCAAUAUUUCGCCUGCCAUCCCGACUGUCUAGGCAGUUUUUCCCUUGGCGUCCCUUGUUUCCACGCCCUGCGUCGCCAGUACGCGAGUUCUCUCAGUUCAAUUACCCUCUCCUCGAUUCAACAGAGAAGCUCGAGGAAGAAACGCUGCCAUGGUAUUCCCCUAAUGACUUCUAUUCCGUGAAAAUCGGCGAGGUAUUUCAAUCGAGGUAUCAGGUGAUUGGGAAAUUGGGCUACGGUGGAUAUUCCACCGUUUGGCUGUGCAGGGACCUACAGCAGCACGAUUAUGUCACACUGAAAGUCUUUGAGCGCAAUUCGGCAGAAGGCCGAAGAGAAAUAGAGACCCAUCAGCACUUGAACUCCCUCGGCAAAGUAGAUCAUGCGGGUGCUAAGCUUAUCCGCAAAGCGUUGGAUAGCUUUCAGAUUACUUCUAAGGAGGGCACUUUCGGAUGUCUUGUUCAUCCCACCUUAGGAAUGAGUCUCUAUGACUUCCGCACUCAGCUCAGAGCCAAGGUCCUUCCCGAAAAAAUCGUCAAGUUGACCCUGAUGCAUCUCCUUCUUGCUCUUGAUUACCUUCACACAGAGGCUGGAAUCGUCCAUACGGGUAUGAUUCCUCACUAUCCAUCUCCUGAAAAGCCUUCUAACCGAGUUGUCUCAGAUAUUCAAGAAAAGAACAUUAUGAUGGCUCUUGAAGACCCGUCGAUCUUAGCCGAUUUCGAAGAGGAAGAGAAAUCUAGUCCUAGCCCGCGGAAAAUACUCGGUAAUCGAGUCAUCUAUGCUUCUCGAAAGCUCAGGAAAACCAAGCAACAUGGCCGUCCUACGCUGUGUGAUUUUGGUCAGGCUCGCCGUGGGUCAACUACUUACCAAGGGGAUAUCCAGCCAUAUAUUUACCGGGCUCCCGAAGUGCUAUUGCGCAUGCCUUGGGAUGAAACAGUUGAUAUCUGGAAUGUCGGAUUGCUGACAUGGGAUCUCUCCCAACAAGGACAUCUGUUCUACGGGCGUGAUUCGGACAAGAAAGGCUCCGAUGGCCAUCAUAUCGCUGAAAUGAUUGCUAUUAUGGGGCCACCACCGAAGGAAAUGAUACAGAAUAGUGUCUAUGCGACCGAGUUCUUCGAUGACGAAGGGAGUUGGAAGGGAGCCAUUGAAAUCCCUUCUAUGUCGCUGGAGACGCCUGAAGGAAAUUUGGAGGGUGAGGCGCGGCUGCGUUUCCUCCAAUUCCUGCGCAAGAUGCUCAAAUGGAAGUCCGGGGAGAGACUGUCGGCAAGAGAGCUCUUGGAAGACCCUUGGCUAUGGUCACAGUAA
Aspergillus bombycis is the source of this 1305-nucleotide messenger RNA. Its product is annotated as protein kinase. Lineage: Eukaryota; Fungi; Ascomycota; Eurotiomycetes; Eurotiales; Aspergillaceae. The record is from RefSeq and is a predicted model, not a curated record. Bases 1 to 1305 code for a protein of 434 amino acids. The transcript has 4 exons. Gene Ontology annotation, molecular function: protein kinase activity; ATP binding. Gene Ontology annotation, biological process: regulation of mRNA processing; protein phosphorylation; spliceosomal complex assembly.